AAAAAAGAAGAAGAAGAAGAAUCAAUUAAGCUAAAUUGUAAUUCAUGCAAAGAAGAAAAAACAUAAGAACAACUUCUAUUUUUUACCAUAAAUUACGAAAAACAAUAUUAUUGUUUUGAAUGUAAACAGAAAUUAGAAUAAGGAACUAAAGAAAUAGAAUAAUUAGAAAAAUAAAUAAACGAAAUCCAAAUAAACUUAACAGAAAUAAAUUCUAAAAUAAGCCACGUAACUCAUGAAAUUAACCUCAUAAAAACAUCCGAAUAAAAAAACGAAACCGAAAUAGAGCAAGAAUACAAAUAAUUGGAAUAAGAAGAGGAAGAAUUAAACUAAAAAAUUUUCGAAUUAAAGGAAAAAAUACUCACCUAUGAAUAAUAAGAAAAUGAAUACUGGGACGAAGUAAAUAUAUUUGAGAAAAAUCUCUAUUAAGUAUUAGAAAAAAAAUAAAUAGCUGAAAACCAAGAAAAACAUUAUAAUGAGCAAUUAAUAAAAUUAAAUACUUAUAAUACACUAAAUUAAGUUUUUAAUAUAUAAUGUGAUGAAUAAGCAGGAACAAUAAAUAAUAUAAUAAUAGGAAAAAAAUUAAACUAAGAAAUCGUAUGGGAUGAAACAAAUGCCGGUUUGGGAUAAAUAGCAAUGCUUUUUUCUUAUUUGGUAAAAAAAUAUGGAUAUGAGAUGAAAUUUAUUAAAGACAUUAACUUAUGUGCAAAUGAAAGUUAGAUUUGUGAAAUUGAGAAAAAUUAAAUUCUUUAACUAUAUGGACCAUUGAAUUAUUAAAGCGAAUAUAGUAGAUUUGAUUAAGCCAUUAAAUUAUUAUUGAAAGAAUUUUAUUGUUUUUAUGAAUUUUUGAUAAAUUAAGUUAAAAUAGGAGAUUAUGUAGAAGAAGUUAAACUUCCUUAUAAUAUUGAUAUUUAAAAAUGUGAAAUUGAUUAUGUUGAAAUAUCUAUUAUGAAAAAUAUUGAUUUAUGGACUUCUGGAAUGAAAAAGUUCUUGAUUAAUUUUAAAUAUAUAAUUUAUAUUAAUGAACUUUACUAUUCUAAAAAAGAAAUAGAAUAUUUAGAAUAGGAGAAUUGA
Messenger RNA from Ichthyophthirius multifiliis, 1071 nucleotides. RefSeq lists its product as hypothetical. The annotation marks the transcript as partial. Lineage: Eukaryota; Ciliophora; Oligohymenophorea; Hymenostomatida. Gene Ontology annotation, biological process: late endosome to vacuole transport; autophagy; cellular response to nitrogen starvation. The record is from RefSeq and is a predicted model, not a curated record. The transcript has 2 exons. Gene Ontology annotation, cellular component: phagophore assembly site; phosphatidylinositol 3-kinase complex, class III, type II; phosphatidylinositol 3-kinase complex, class III, type I.